AUGUCCACCACUACAACCACCACUCAACAGCUCCCGAACCGCACCAUCGUCCCUCAAGAUUUCAUCCCGCCCGCAGAAAACAGCGCUGUUUUCCAGGCCCUUGCUCGCGGCGACAAAAAUGGCAAGCUGAAGCUCCGAGGGAUUCCCUCGUUCACUGACCCCCUGGCCAAGCGGCAAUGGGUACGCGAACACAUGGCCGCUGCGUUUCGGUUCUUUGGAAAACAGGGCUACGGGGAGGGUGUUUCGGGGCAUAUUUCUGUGCGAGAUCCCGUCCUCCCCGAACAUUUCUGGAUGAACCCGUUUGCCAAACAUUUCUCGCUUAUGAAAGCGUCUGAUCUUGUCCUCGUCGAUGCGAACGGAUUCGUGGUUGAGGGCGGAAACCAGGCUGUUAUCAACGAGGCCGGAUUCAUGAUUCAUUCUGAGGUGCAUCGCGCUCGGCCGGAUGUUAUGGCUGUGGCGCAUACGCAUGGCGUGUAUGGGAAGACGUGGAGUUCGUUUGGAAAGCCAGUGGAGAUGAUUACGCAGGAUGCAUGCAACUUCUACGGCAAGUUGAGCGUAUAUGAAGAGCAUGGUGGCAUUGCUCUUGCACAGGACGAGGGUAUAGCGAUUGCAAAUGCGCUGGGGAAGGAUAACAUUGCAUGUAUCUUGCAGAACCAUGGAUUGAUCACCGUCGGCUCCACAGUUGACGAAGCAGCCUUCCUAUUCUACAGCCUCGACAAGGCGUGUCACUCACAGUUGAUGGCCGAAGCUGCGGCCGCGAACGGAGUCCCGAAGAAGAUCAUCACAGACAAGGUAGCUCAGUUCACGGCUGACUCUGUGCAGGAUCCGCAUAACUUUUAUCUUGAGUUUCAGCCCGAAUUUGAGCUUGUUGUGGAGGAUUCUGGAGGCAAGGUUCUCCUGUAG
Messenger RNA from Aspergillus melleus, 903 nucleotides. Its product is annotated as class II aldolase/adducin domain protein. Bases 1 to 903 code for a protein of 300 amino acids. Lineage: Eukaryota; Fungi; Ascomycota; Eurotiomycetes; Eurotiales; Aspergillaceae. Gene Ontology annotation, cellular component: cytoskeleton. The transcript is spliced from 5 exons. Gene Ontology annotation, molecular function: actin filament binding. The record is from RefSeq and is a predicted model, not a curated record.